Molecule: messenger RNA, 786 nt
Organism: Macadamia integrifolia
Lineage: Eukaryota; Viridiplantae; Streptophyta; Magnoliopsida; Proteales; Proteaceae
Product: protein FAR1-RELATED SEQUENCE 5-like
Exons: 4
Coding region: 1-786 (261 amino acids)
Biological process (GO): regulation of DNA-templated transcription
Molecular function (GO): zinc ion binding
Source: RefSeq, a predicted model, not a curated record
AUGGACAUAUGUUUGGUUGAUGAUGGAAAAUACAAAUGCCGUGAAUUUGUGAGGGAACAUAAUCAUGAGCUUCAUAUUACAUCAACAGUUCAUAUGAUGCGUUCACAGAGGAAUAUGUUAGACAUACACAAACAAGAAAUUGAUUUGGCAGAUGACUCGGGGAUCAGGCCUAGAUCCACAGUUGAGUUGAUGGGUAGUUUGAUGAAGUACUUAGUUACCCAAACUAGGAACAACCCAUCUUUCACAUACUCGUUUCAACUGGAUAGUGAAAAACAAAUAACUAAGAUAUUUUGGGCUGAUCCAAAGAUGAUCAUUGACUACGCACAAUUUAGAGAUGUAGUCAGCUUUGACACUACAUUUCGCACCAACAAAGAGUGUAGGCCGUUUGGGUUGUUUGCUGGAUUCAAUCAUCAUAGAGGGUACACUGUAUUCAGAGCCGCACUUUUAUAUGAUGAAACAGUGGAAUCUUUCGAAUGGCUGUUUGAGCAAACUGUUAGUAUAAAGUAUGUGGUAACCCACUUCAAGGAAUUAGCAUGCACUUGCAUGAAAUUUGAGACAGAUGGUAUUCUGUGUUGCCAUUGUUUGAAAGUUUUGGAUGUGUUAGACAUAAAGCGUAUUCCUGAAUACUAUAUUUUGAAGAGAUGGACACGGGGAGCAAGAACUAUAGUGGUCAAUGACAGUAGGGGGAAAGAAGUUGAACAAGAUGAUGGUAUAGGCGAUUCUAUUUCCCAUAUAUCAUCUCAAGCAUCUGCAGCUCAUCAAUCACUGGAUGAAGAUUAUAUUUAG